AUGUCGAAAGUCUCGUUCAAGAUCACGCUCACGUCGGACCCGAAGCUUCCGUUCCGGGUGUUGAACGUCCCCGAGGAGGCGCCGUUCACCGCGGUGCUUCGAUACGCCGCGGAGGAGUUCAAGGUCCCCGCGGCGACGUCCGCGAUCAUCACGAACGACGGCGUCGGCAUCAAUCCGGCGCAGACGUCGGGGAACGUGUUCUUGAAGCACGGCUCGGAGCUCAGGUUGAUCCCGCGCGAUCGCGUGGGUGGGAGGUGA
Molecule: messenger RNA, 258 nt
Organism: Micromonas pusilla CCMP1545
Lineage: Eukaryota; Viridiplantae; Chlorophyta; Mamiellophyceae; Mamiellales; Mamiellaceae
Exons: 1
Coding region: 1-258 (85 amino acids)
Biological process (GO): protein K69-linked ufmylation
Cellular component (GO): cytoplasm; nucleus
Source: RefSeq, a predicted model, not a curated record